Sphenostylis stenocarpa is the source of this 4875-nucleotide messenger RNA. The record is from the annotation of a GenBank genome assembly. NCBI's taxonomy places the organism in Eukaryota, Viridiplantae, Streptophyta, Magnoliopsida, Fabales, Fabaceae.
AUGAAUCUUCAAGACAAGUACAAACAAGACAUGAUAGAAGUGGUGCGGCAUUUGAUUCAUGCGGGCCAUGAUGUGCACGUGGUCACUGGUGCUCCUGAUUUCGUUUUCACCACUGAAAUACAGUCUCCUCGCUUAUUCAUUCGCAGAGUGCUUUUGGACUGUGGAGCUGUUCAGGCAGAUGCGUUGACAGUUGAUCGCCUUGCCUCUUUGGCAAAGUAUUCUGAAACAGCAGUGAAGCCCCGAGUGCAAAUCUUGGCUCAAGAAUCUGAGUGGCUGAACUCUGUCAAAGCUGACUUAGUGGUCUCCGAUGUUGUCCCAGUUGCUUGCCGAGCAGCAGCAGAUGCUGGCAUUCGUUCUAUUUGUGUGACCAAUUUCAGUUGGGACUUCAUAUAUGCAGAGUAUGUCAUGGCUGCUGGACUUCAUCAUCGUUCAAUAGUUUGGCAGAUAGCGGAGGACUAUUCCCAUUGUGAGUUCCUUAUCCGCCUCCCAGGAUAUUGCCCAAUGCCUGCUUUUCGUGAUAUUAUUGACGUCCCUCUCGUUGUGAGGAGAUUGCACAAAUCUUCAAAAGAGGUGAGGAAGGAACUUGGGGUAACUGAUGACGUGAAGCUAGUUAUUCUCAACUUUGGUGGGCAGCCAUCAGGAUUGAAGCUAAAGGAGGAAUUCUUACCACCUGGCUGGUUGUGCCUGGUUUGUGGGGCUUCUAAGAGUGAUGACCUUCCACCUAACUUCAUAAAACUUGCUAGAGAUGCGUAUACACCUGAUAUUAUUGCAGCAUCUGACUGUAUGCUUGGUCAGUAUGAAGCAAGGAAAAUUGGAUAUGGCACUGUUAGCGAGGCCUUGGCAUACAAGUGUCCUUUUGUCUUUGUACGCAGAGAUUAUUUCAAUGAAGAACCUUUUUUGAGAAAUAUGCUUGAGCAAUCUCAAUGUGGUGUUGAAAUGAUUAGGAGGGAUUUACUGACUGGUCAUUGGAGACCUUAUCUUGAACGUGCAAUAAGUUUGAAACCCUGCUAUGAAGCAGGCAUUAAUGGUGGUGAGGUGGCAGCUCACAUCCUGCAGGAGACUGCUUUGGGAAAAAAUUAUGCAUCAGAUAAGCUUAGUGGGGCUAGAAGGUUGCGUGAUGCAAUAGUCCUUGGGUAUCAACUCCAAAGGGCCUCUGGCCGAGAUAUUACUAUCCCAGAAUGGUAUGCAACUGCUGAAAACCAACUUGGGCACUCAACACCUAGUUCCCCUGUGGAUGAUGGAAGCUCUGCAUUAAGCCCGGACGUUGAAAACUUUGACAUUCUUUAUGGAGAUGUUCAAGGACUCUCAGACACCGUGGCAUUCUUACAUAGCCUAUCUGAAUUACAGGAGAAGCACACAAGGCGGGAGCGUAAGGCUGCAGCCAGUCUCUUCAACUGGCAGGAGGACAUUUUUGUGACGAGAGCUCCUGGAAGGUUAGAUGUUAUGGGUGGUAUUGCUGACUAUUCUGGAAGUCUUGUCCUACAGAUGCCAAUUAAAGAAGCCUGUCAUGUAGCUUUGCAAAGAAUCCAUCCAAGUAAACAUAGGCUGUGGAAACAUGCUGAGGCUCGACAGAAUGACAAAGGGGGAAAUCCAACUGCUGUCUUGCAAAUCGUAUCAUAUGGAUCAGAAUUGAGCAAUCGUGGCCCGACAUUUGACAUGGAUUUAUCUGAUUUUGUGGAAGAAGGCAAACCAAUCUCAUAUGAGAAAGCAAAGAAAUACUUUGCUCGAGAUCCUUCCCAAAAGUGGGCAGCAUAUGUAGCAGGGGCAAUUUUGGUCUUAAUGACUGAAUUGGGUGUUCAAUUUGAAGAUAGUAUAAGCAUGCUGGUUUCAUCUGCAGUUCCAGAAGGGAAAGGCGUAUCAUCUUCUGCCUCAGUGGAGGUUGCUAGUAUGUCUGCUAUUGCAGCCGCUCAUGGUUUAAAUAUCAGCCCAAGGGAACUGGCCAUACUAUGCCAGAAGGUUGGACUUUAUGCAGUGCUACAAUCCGUGGAAAACCACAUUGUAGGAGCUCCUUGUGGUGUCAUGGACCAGAUGGCUUCAGCAUGUGGUGAAGCCAACAAACUUCUGGCUAUGAUAUGCCAGCCUGCAGAAAUUGUUGGUCUUGUUGACAUUCCCAGCCAUAUCCGUGUCUGGGGAAUUGAUUCUGGAAUAAGACACAGUGCUGUCUAUUUCAGCGUCGGAGGUGCAGACUAUGGUUCUGUUAGAAUUGGCACCUUUAUGGGUAUGAAGAUGUUAAAGGCCAAGGCUUCUGAGGAAUUGUCUCAGAGUUGUGCAGCUAAUGGGUUGAACUAUGAUGAAGUGGAACAAGAUGAUCUAGAACUACUUAAACAAGAAGCCUCCUUAGAUUACUUAUGUAAUUUGCCACCUCAUAGAUUUGAGGCCCUUUAUGCUAAGUCUCUUCCCCAGACCAUUGUUGGUGAGACAUUUUUGGAGCAACAUAAAAAUCAUAAUGAUCCUGUUACUGUUAUUGAUCAGAAUCGAACUUACGGAGUUAAAGCUCCCACAAUGCAUCCAAUCUAUGAAAAUUUCCGAGUCCAGACCUUCAAAGCACUUUUAUCCUCUACAUCUUCAACCUAUCAGCUUACAUCCUUAGGAGAAUUGCUAUAUCAGUGCCACUAUAGCUACAGUGCUUGUGGACUUGGUUCUGAUGGCACAGAUAGGCUAGUACACUUGGUGCAAGAGUUGCAGCACAGUGCAGAAUCUAAAUCUGAAGGUGGGACUUUAUAUGGAGCCAAGAUAACAGGUGGUGGUUCAGGAGGAACAGUUUGUGUAAUUGGUAGAAACUGUCUCAAGAGCAGUGAACACAUUUUUGAGGUUCAGCAGAGGUACAAGAAAGCUACUGGUUAUUUGCCCUUUAUUUUUGAGGGUUCAUCACCAGGUGCCGGAAAAUUUGGGUACCUGAAAAUACGCCGUCGAUCUACCCCGAAAAAGGCUAACACCGGUGAGAAUGAUGCUGCAGUCACGGUGGAAAAUAGCAACCAAAGAAAUGGAGUCUUCUGGUGCAGCAAACCAGAAGCUCUUGGAAAAUGGCACUUCGUCUCAAUCUUCUCCUUCCUCUUCCUCCAUCAGAAAGGGUGGCUUGCGAACCAUGCCCUUCAUCAUAGGAAUGGAUCAGUGAACGAGUCUCUGGAGAAGCUGGCGAGCUAUGGGAUCAUGCCCAACAUGAUCCUGUACCUACUGAACGAUUACGGCAUGCCGAUUGCCAAGGGCACUAGCGUAAUUCACACUUGGUCUGCCACCUCCGAUAUCUUGUCCAUCUUCGGGGCCUUUCUCUCCGAUUCUUACUUGGGUCGAUUCCUCGUCAUUUCCAUCGGUUCCUUCUCCAGCCUUCUUAUUCCUGGAACCUGUCUUCCGAUGCUAGAGUUGUCAGCCAUGGCUUGGUUUUGUGUACUCUUUCAAAGUCUGCUUGAUAAUGGUUCAUUGCUUUGUUUGCCCGGAGAAUUCGGUUUAACCAUUUUGUGGUUAACUGCCAUGACCCCAGAGCUAAGACCUUCCUGUGAAUCAGUCAUGCUAGACUGCAACUCUGCCACAUCAGCCCAACUAGCUGUUUUGUUCCUUUCCAUGGGAUUAAUUUCCAUUGGAGCUGGUUGUGUCAGACCUUGUUCCAUAGCAUUUGGAGCAGAUCAACUGACAAAUAAAGAAGGAUCUAAUAAUGAGAGAGUCUUGGAUAGCUACUUUAAUUGGUAUUAUACCUCAAUUGCGAUAUCAACUGUGAUUGCUUUGAGCGUAAUUGUGUACAUUCAAGAAAAUCUUGGAUGGAAAAUUGGGUUUGGAGUACCUGCUGUGCUAAUGUUCAUAUCGGCUGUCAGUUUCAUUCUUGGUUCACCGUUCUAUGUUAAAGCACAGCCAGGUCACAGCUUACUCACUACUUUUGUUCAAGUAGUUGUGGUGGCCAUAAAGAACAGAAAACUUAGUCUUCCUGAUUCUUGUGAUCAGUAUUAUCAAGAACGUGAUUCAGAUCUGGUGGUCCCUACUGAUAGCCUUAGGUGUUUGAACAAAGCUUGCAUAAAAAAAACUCCUGAGACUCUCUCAAACCCUUAUGGAUCAGUUUCAGAUCCAUGGAGCCAAUGUACAGUGGGACAGGUCGAAUCACUGAAAUCUUUGCUCAGAGUGCUUCCUAUGUGGUCCACGGGCAUCUUUAUGAUGGUGUCCCAAAGCUCAUUCUCUACCCUCCAAGCAACUACCAUGGACCGAAGGUUAUUUGGAAAUUUCAAGAUACCUGCAGGGUCCUUCACUCUUAUCAUGGUAAUCACAUUAUCAAUAAUCAUUCCCAUAUAUGACCGCAUAAUGGUACCUGUGCUAGCAAAAUACUGGGGCCUGCCUAGAGGGUUCAAUUCUAAAACACGAAUUGGUAUAGGAUUGCUUUUUGUGUGUGCAGGUAAGGCAACAUCAGCUAUAGUUGAAACUAUGAGACGAAAUGCAGCCAUUGAACAAGGCCUUGAGGACCAACCUAAUGCUGUAAUUCACAUGUCAGUUUUAUGGUUGGUUCCUGAGUUUUUUUUGCUUGGGAUAGCUGAGGCAUUUAACCCUGUAGGGCAGGUUGAGUUUUUCUACACUUAUUUCCCGAAGACCAUGUCUAGUUUUGCAAUGGCUCUUUUCACUCUUGAACUAGCUGCUGCUAAUGUAGUGGGAAGUAUCUUGGUGAGCAUAGUAGACCAGGUCACUAGUGUAGGAGGGACGGAGAGCUGGUUAUCAUCUAACAUUAAUAGGGGACAUUUGAAUUACUAUUAUGCCCUGCUCACUUUGUUGGGUGUAAUUAACUUCCUCUACUUUCUUGUUAUUUGUUGGGCUUAUGGUCCUAGUCCGGGACAAAAGAUUGAAGCUUCAGCAGACAAGAAAGAAGAGAAAUUUGAUUACAAGGAGCUGCCUACAUCCUAG